AUGGACGCCGUCAACCUCGACAGAUGCCCCGUCUAUGCCUCCUUCUUCGGAGCGCUGGGCUGUGCCUCGGCCAUCAUCUUCACCGUCAUCGGCGCGAGCUACGGCACGGCCAAGUCGUCCGGCGCCAUCUUCUCCUCGGGCGUCCUCCGCCCGGACCGCAUGAUGCAAAACACCCUCUGCGCCAUCAUGGCGCAAAUCAUCUCCAUCUACGGGCUCGUCGUGGCCGUGAUCAUCUCCAACGCGCUGGCCGAGAAGAUGGCGCUGCACACCGGCUUCGUGCAGCUCGGCGCCGGCCUGGCCGUCGGGCUGUGCGGCCUGGCCGCCGGCUUCGCCAUCGGCAUCGUGGGCGACUCGGGCGUCCGCGCCAGCACGCAGCAGCCCCGGCUGUACGUCGGCAUGGUGCUCAUCCUGAUCUUCGCCGAGGUGCUGGGGCUGUACGGCGUUGUCGUGUCCAUCUUGAUGCUGAGCAGGUCGGCCAUCGGCGUCACCGAGUGUCCUUAUUAG
Thermothielavioides terrestris NRRL 8126 is the source of this 504-nucleotide messenger RNA. RefSeq lists its product as uncharacterized. Bases 1 to 504 code for a protein of 167 amino acids. Gene Ontology annotation, cellular component: proton-transporting V-type ATPase, V0 domain. Gene Ontology annotation, biological process: proton transmembrane transport. The transcript has 5 exons. The record is from RefSeq and is a predicted model, not a curated record. NCBI's taxonomy places the organism in Eukaryota, Fungi, Ascomycota, Sordariomycetes, Sordariales, Chaetomiaceae. Gene Ontology annotation, molecular function: proton-transporting ATPase activity, rotational mechanism.